Molecule: messenger RNA, 879 nt
Organism: Saccoglossus kowalevskii
Lineage: Eukaryota; Metazoa; Hemichordata; Enteropneusta; Harrimaniidae
Product: calumenin-A-like
Cellular component (GO): endoplasmic reticulum
Molecular function (GO): calcium ion binding
Source: RefSeq, a predicted model, not a curated record
CGUGUUACUUGUAUCCGUCGUCAUCCCUUCUGGUGGAGACCACGUGUCUGGUGAUUCAAAGGAUGGGCUUGUUAAGGAUCAUGUCACAGACUUCGAUAUUUUACUUGGAAAUGAGACGUCCGGGGUUUUGAGCAAGACAGAUAUCAAGAAGAGACUCGAAAUACUUUUUAGAAAGAUCGAUGUAAACCAAGACAAACGAGCUACAGUAGACGAGUUGAAGGAUUGGAUUUACAUUACAAUAAUGGCGACGUUUUGGGAACAUACGAAACAUCUGUUCAAAGAAAAGCUGAUACUGAUAGCGAUGGUAUGAUUUCAUGGAAUGAAGUUUUAAUUUUUAAUUUCGGUGUAGCAGAAGAUACAAAUGAUAAGCAAUACAAAGACAACACUCAAGAGAUCGAACAAGACCAACUUCGUUUUGAUUUAGCAGACGACAACAAUGACGGUUUACUGACCGUAGAGGAAUGUUUUGUUUUUCUUCAUCCCGAAUUAUAUAACCAUAUGAAGGAUCUAAUCACAUGGAAGUUUUUCGCUGAGUAUGACAAGGACAAAGACGGUAGCAUUUCAUUAGUGGAGUACAUUGGCAAGAAGUCACGUCACGAAGAAAAAUGGGUCAGCAAAGCUAACAAAGCCAAGAAGGCAUUUGAGAUAAUUGACAGCAACAAAAAUGGGAAACUGGAAGUACCUGAAGCAUUGGCGGUCUUGUUGCCGAACUAUCAUCGUGACGCACAGGAUGAGGCCAGUAAAAUAAUGAAAAACGUUGACGAAAAUGGUGAUGGCCAACUGAGUUUGAAGGAAGUCAAAAAACACUACAAGGUGUUCACAGAGAAUGAACAUGUUGAUUUCACUUCUCAGUUACGGAGAAUCAGAGAUGAACUUUGA